Molecule: messenger RNA, 1317 nt
Organism: Gloeophyllum trabeum ATCC 11539
Lineage: Eukaryota; Fungi; Basidiomycota; Agaricomycetes; Gloeophyllales; Gloeophyllaceae
Exons: 3
Coding region: 4-1086 (360 amino acids)
Source: RefSeq, a predicted model, not a curated record
UCGAUGGAAGACGACUUAUUCGGUACAUCCAUCUGGGGGGCAUCCACUUCGUCCGAUCCUGUCUUGCAGGCACCCCCGAAACCUGACUCGGACUUCUCUGCCUUCGGAGACUCAACAGUCCGGCAUGAGGAGCCAGAGACGGGUGACGAUUUUGAUGACUUUGGACCUCCACCAGAGAGCGCUGGAGAGGAUCAGGAGGAUGACUUUGGGGACUUUGGAGAUUUUGGAGACGUGCAAGCAGUGGACAGCGUAGGGGCGUUCGAGGAGGAAGUACCGUUCGCCGAGGAACCGCGAGCACCACUAUCGGUGCUUGAUGAUUGGAAACCGCUGCAAGUAGAUCCUAUACCGAGCAAAGAGGAGCUGGAGGAGCAAGUUGACUAUAUACUCCGGCCUAUAUGGGCUCAUGACGACUACCGAGAAGUCUUCACGGACGAAGAUGUCAGACAAGCGGAGGGCCCGAGUCAAAUAUUAGUGUCUCCAGAGAGUCGCGAAUUCUACAAGAACCUAUUCAAGGAGCCGCCCACUACCAAGGUUCCGAACUGGACUCGAUCCGAGAUCAGGAGACGACAUCUUAUUGCCCUAGGCAUACCGGUCAACCUCGACGAGAUACUGCCGAAGACGAACGGAAAGGCGUUGCCACCAUUGCAGAUUACUACACGACCAAUGUCUGCGCCGCCUGGCCCCCGAGGGGAUCCAUCGUCGAAUGCCCCUUCACCAAGCCGCUCGCGUGUGCCUACACCGCGCUCUGGUACACCUCAACAGCGUGAUAGACCUUCCACCGCGGCACAAUUGGGUUUAGGUCCCAAGCCGGACCUCGAUCAAGGCAAGGUUGAUAGUCUCCUCUCACUCGACGCAGAAUCAAUGGCUUUGAUGCCCUUACCGAAGCUAGAGUCUUGUCUACGUGACAUACGCGCCCAGACUGCAAAUGCGUCUGCACUCUUGACGUACCUCCUACAGACGAGGGAUGCCCUCCAGCAGGACUCGGAGACAUACAAUUCGUUGAUUGCCGAACUCAUAUCGGAGGCUCAGAAGACAAAGGUCAACAAAGGGAAGACACCAGCCCGUAGGAGCAGCGGAAUGAGAUGAUACAGUCAGCCGGACGCAUCCCAGCGACCCGCAUGCGCCUUCGAGAAAGCGGGAAGGUGUCGUCCGUCGCUUGCAGUCUUAUAGAUCAUCCCGUACACCUGACGGAGGGCUUCAAGAGGAGCGGCGAAGGCGCGACAGAGGCGGGCAGGACGUCUACAUCAUACCCUAAGCGCACCUAUUACGUAUAUGCGUGUUACCCUAGCAUAUUCUUGCAUGCCAUUUGGUAGUUGU